CUUCUCCUCUAAAACAAUGUCGUCUUCUUCUUUUCUCUUCCCUCUUACUCAAUCCACAGUUCUUCCAGACCCUUCAAACUUCUUCUCCCAAAACCUUCUCUCAUCUCCACUUCCCACAAACUCUUUCUUCCAAAACUUUGUUCUCCAAAAUGGGUCCCAACCAGAGUACAUUCACCCUUACAUCAUCAAAACCUCGAACUCCUCUCUCUCUGCUUCCUACCCUUUUCUCUUGUUUUCCGCAGCAGUUUUGUACCAAGUUUUUGUGCCAGAUCUCACCAUCUCUGCCACCCAAAAGACUCAAACAUAUUCACAUCAACAAAACCAUGUAAUAUCAUCCUACAGUGACCUUGGUGUCACUUUGGACAUUCCCUCUUCCAACCUCAAAUUCUUCCUUGUCAGAGGAAGCCCUUAUCUAACUACUUCUGUCACAAAGCCAACACCUCUUUCCAUCACAACAGUGCAUAACAUAGUUUCUCUGUCUUCCUAUGAUGACAACACUAAGCACACCCUUCAGCUUAACAACACUCAGACAUGGCUCAUAUACACCUCUUCCCCUAUCUAUUUCAACCACGGUUCUUCUGAGGUUACAUCCAAGCCGUUUUCUGGCAUAAUUCGCAUAGCAGUGUUGCCUGAUUCCAAGUAUGAGGAAAUUCUUGACAAGUUUAGUUCUUGUUACCCUGUAUCUGGUGAUGCAGCACUCAAGAAACCUUUCCGUGUGGUGUAUAAAUGGCAAAAGAAAAGGUCUGGGGACUUGCUCAUGCUAGCUCACCCUCUUCAUGUUAAGCUUCUAUCAUACAAUAAUGAUCGUGAUGUAACUGUUCUGCAUUAUUUGAAGUAUAGAAGCGUUGAUGGUGAUCUUGUUGGUGUUGUUGGAGAUUCAUGGGUGUUGGAAACGGAUCAUGUACCUGUAGCAUGGCAUUCGAACAAAGGCAUCAAAGAGGACUCAUAUGAUGAGAUUGUCUCAGCACUUUCUAAAGAUGUGAAGGAGCUGAAUUCUUCUGCAAUAACAACAAAUUCAUCUUAUUUCUAUGGGAAGCUUGUUGGAAGGGCUGCAAGGUUAGCAUUGAUAGCAGAAGAAGUGUCUUUUCCUAAAGUGAUUCCCGAGAUUAAAAUGUUUCUGAAGGAGACUAUUGAGCCUUGGUUGGAUGGAACAUUCAAAGGGAAUGGUUUUUUAUAUGAAAGAAAAUGGGGUGGACUAGUCACUGAACAAGGGUCAACGGAUUCAACGGCUGAUUUUGGGUUUGGAAUUUAUAAUGAUCAUCAUUUCCAUUUGGGGUAUUUCCUUUAUGGAAUUGCAGUACUUGCAAAGAUUGACCCUGCUUGGGGACAAAAAUAUAAAUCACAAGCUUAUGCACUUGUGACAGAUUUUAUGAACUUGGGCCAAAGAUAUAACUCAGAUUAUCCACGUCUAAGGUGUUUUGACCUUUAUAAGUUGCACUCUUGGGCUGCAGGGUUGACUGAAUUUCCAGAUGGAAGGAAUCAAGAAAGUUCAAGUGAAGCUGUGAAUGCUUACUAUUCAGCAGCAUUGAUGGGUCUAGCAUAUGGUGACACCCAUCUUAUUGCCACUGGAUCAACACUAUUAGCAUUGGAAAUUAGUGCUGCGCAAAUGUGGUGGCAUGUAAAAGAGGGAGACAAUUUGUAUGAAGAAGAUUUUGCAAAAGAUAACAGGAUAGUGGGUAUUCUGUGGGCUAACAAGAGGGACAGUAAGCUUUGGUGGGCUCCAGCUGAGUGUAGAGAGUGUAGGCUUAGUAUCCAAGUUCUACCCUUGUUGCCUAUAACUGAGCCCUUGUUCUCCGAUGCGGCUUAUGUGAAGGAGCUUGUGGAGUGGACACUGCCUUCUCUGAAGAAUAAAACAAAUGUUGAAGGGUGGAAGGGGUUUACCUAUGCCUUGCAAGGUAUUUAUGAUAAAAAAACAGCAUUGAAGAAGAUAAGAAUGUUGAAAGGUUUUGAUGAUGGGAACUCAUUCAGUAAUCUCUUAUGGUGGAUUCACAGCAGAUGAGGAGUGGUGCAACUAAGUUGUUGGCAGGUUGUUCUUGUAAUCAAAUGUUUCAAUUUGAUCCUUGUCAACCUUUUUUUUAUUUCCUUUAAUUUAUCAAGUUCUGCAUCUCGUAUCAGUUAUUGUUAAUGUGGUGAUGUAAAAUUAAGUCCAAAUUUUUUAAGAAUUUAAUAAAAUUUG
Messenger RNA from Abrus precatorius (Indian licorice), 2176 nucleotides. Its product is annotated as probable endo-1,3(4)-beta-glucanase ARB_01444. The transcript has a single exon. The record is from RefSeq and is a predicted model, not a curated record. Bases 17 to 1999 code for a protein of 660 amino acids. NCBI's taxonomy places the organism in Eukaryota, Viridiplantae, Streptophyta, Magnoliopsida, Fabales, Fabaceae. Gene Ontology annotation, molecular function: endo-1,3(4)-beta-glucanase activity.